AUGGCGUUUCUGUUCCUGACGAGAUCGACCAUCCCGCUUGCUCCGCUAUGGGAGCAAUUCUUUAAGGGCCACGAGCACCGCUACUCCAUCUACGUGCACAGCUCCGAUCCCUCCUUUCAAAUCACCGCUGACAACACGCCCUCGCCCAUCUUCCUAGGCCGCCAAGUGCCCAGUGGCGAGGUUGUGUGGGGCGACAUCACCAUGGUGGAUGCAGAGCGAAGGCUGCUGGAAAUUUCCCUGCUGGAUCCGGAUAACCUCUUCUUCACGCUUGUGUCUGAGAGCUGCAUACCCCUGUGGUCCUUCAAGUAUAUUUAUAACUACGUCGCUACCACAUCAGUCAGCUUCAUUGAAAGGUUUGAUUGCCCACUCAACAUCGGCUUUGGUCGCUACACGGAAGGGAUGGGGCCAGAGAUAAAGAAGAAAGAUUUCAAAAAGGGAUCUCAGUGGUUUGUGCUGCAAAGGAGGCAUGCGAUGAUGGUGAUCGAGGACAGAAAGGUCUACUUCAAAUUUCAAAAGCACUGUAAACCGAAGCGGGAGUUCAAGAACUGCUACUCGGACGAGCAUUACCUUCAAACGCUCUUCCAGAAGCUGGAUCCAGGGGGGGCAUACUCCGUUGACAACACCACAUCCCUCCUUUUAAGGCAAAUCAAGUGUGAGGACCAGUACAUCGCAUGGCGGCCCUACUGGCAUCGCAUUCGCAAGUCGUACAAGAGUCACCUGCGGUCGCUCUCUACCUCUCUCAUCGUCGCACGCGUCGUCGCACCAGCGAUAGCCGUCGCACUGCUUGUGACUGUACAGGGAACUGCUCAAGCCGCCCCCGGAACUGCAGGAGGAUGCACGAAUUACAGCCAGGGUACGUGGGUACGCGAUAACAGCCGACCCGCUUACGACGCCAGCACCUGCAAGUACAUGGGAGUGAGCAACUGCAUGAGGCAAAGCGGGCGGUCAAAAGACUGGCUGUAUUGGUCCUGGAAACCCAAUGGGUGCCCUGCGAAUGGCAUGCGCUUUAAUGCACCAGGUUUUCUCAAACUGAUGAAGAACAAGGUGUUUGCGAGUGUGGGCGAGUCCAUCUCCGUUAGAGGCUUCCUCCUAGCAGUCGUCUGCAAUAUAGCCAAGUUUACAGAAGUGAAGAUGCUGGGUAAACCCAACAAGUUUGGGAAUUCCGAGGCCUAUCAUGUGCCCAGUCACAACGUGACACUUGUCAACUUCUGGGCGGAGUUCCUUGUCGCGAUUGACAGGAGCAACAAGACUCUCGCCAGGUUCGGCAAUACCAAGCCUGCGCUACAGGACACAGUGGUGAACCUCCACAAGCUGGAGCCCUCCUGGGCGGCACAUCUGGACAAAAUCCACGUCAUUGUGUUGCAGACUGCUGCGGACUGGCCGGCAGGGCGUGACCUUAUGCGACGAUAUUAUACUGAUGGGAAUUGGAACGCCAUCAAACCGGCUCCUUCAACUUAUGAAGCAUAUGAAAUCGGCAUGAGGACAGUGUACAAUGCGUUUGCAGGGCGCAACAAGCGCGGAAAGCCGUUCCCCGUCCCCUACUUCCUCUCGGCCCCCCCUCGUCUCAACGGCUGCCAGAACGUCUCUUCCCUCAGCAGCCCGCAGCAGGUCUCAUCUCUCUUUAGGGACAACAAGGCGUCUCGCAGCUUCCUCCCCAUCCAGCAGAAAGUCUUCCAAAACCGCCGCCCAUUCCGCUUCCUCCCCAUCACCUACCUCUCGAUGUUCCGAGGGGAUGCCUUCAUGUCGUCUAAUGGGGCGCAUGAUGGGGGGAGAGACUGCCUGCACUUCUGUCUACCCGGUGUGCCUGACACAUGGGCCGAUGCACUGUUUACGAGCAUGAAGAACGAUAGAUUUAUCGUGAGCAAUGCAGCCAAGUAG
This is a messenger RNA of Closterium sp. Yama58-4, 1878 nucleotides long. The record is from the annotation of a GenBank genome assembly. Lineage: Eukaryota; Viridiplantae; Streptophyta; Zygnematophyceae; Desmidiales; Closteriaceae.